Molecule: messenger RNA, 757 nt
Organism: Nomascus leucogenys (northern white-cheeked gibbon)
Lineage: Eukaryota; Metazoa; Chordata; Mammalia; Primates; Hylobatidae
Gene: SPATA24
Product: spermatogenesis associated 24
Cellular component (GO): nucleus; cytoplasm
Molecular function (GO): DNA binding
Source: RefSeq, a predicted model, not a curated record
GGAAGAUGGCGACGCCCCUCGGGUGGUCGAAGGCGGGGUCAGGAUCUGUGUGUCUCGCUUUCGAUCAACUGCGGGACGUGAUUGAGUCUCAGGAGGAACUAAUCCACCAGCUGAGGAACGUGAUGGUUCUCCAGGACGAAAAUUUUGUCAGUAAAGAAGAGUUCCAGGCAGUGGAGAAGAAGCUGGUGGAAGAGAAAGCUGCCCAUGCCAAAACCAAGGUUCUCCUGGCCAAGGAAGAGGAGAAGUUACAGUUUGCCCUCGGAGAGGUAGAGGUGCUGUCCAAGCAGCUGGAGAAAGAGAAGCUGGCCUUUGAAAAAGCGCUCUCCAGUGUCAAGAGCAAAGUCCUACAGGAGUCCAGCAAGAAGGACCAGCUCAUCACCAAGUGCAAUGGAAUCAUAUGUCUGACUUCCGGAUCCAGAGGCAGCAGGAGAGCUACAUGGCCCAGGUGCUGGACCAGAAGCAUAAGAAAGCCUCAGGGACGCGUCAGGCCCGCAGCCACCAGCAUCCCAGGGAAAAAUAAAAUGGCCGCCGCUUUCCUGUUCUCUGGCUGUAUUCCCCAGCCUCUGCCUUCUCUGCUCUGGGAGUCACCAGCCUCUAUCCCCUGCUACUUCCCUCCCUCUUGGGUAGUGGUGGGGGUCCACAAGGUGGGGCUUGUAGCCUAGGGGAGGAGCUGGGUCUUUGUUGUCUGGUAGGCACCGCUGCUUCCUUUGGGUGUUUAACCCCUUCCUAUAUAAACAGCCCUGGUCAUCCAGUAACA